ACAGGCAGAUUCACAGCUGAGGACGUGAUAUCAUUUAACAUUCUUAUUUUAUAAUCUUUCUCGGUUACAGCCCGCUGGUUGAGAAUCGCUAUAUUAUUAGACCAAAUCCGUCUGUGUUAUUUCUCCAUCUGUUUAAGUUGUUUCCUCUUUCUCUCAGUUUAACUUCUUUUGUUCUGCUCUAAUUUCUCUCUCGACCUCUUGACCUCUCGACCUUCUCUUUCCUCACAAAGGCUAGAAAUGAUCGAGUCAUCAUUAUUGUUCUGAGGCGUGAUGGCGAUGAGAUCAUCUGCUCCUGGUUUCCUAUAAAUGACUGAAACCAUCAAGAUUCGGUCAGUGAUUCAUUCUCUCCGAUAUCACAAAUGAAGAAGUGAAACAGUGUUGUGUUUCUCUCACCUCCCGUGAUCUCUCCAUCGCUGCUCUUAUUCUCAUCAGUUCUGCUGAUAGUGAUGGAGAAGAGAGCAUGUGCUCCUGGUUCUCAGUGGGAUUCUCUGCUCAAGUAUUGCGUCUCCCACAGAUCCCUGGGACUGACGCCAUCAGAGGCUCCUCCGCUGGUGCUGAAGCCGGUGCAGAGCAGCAGAGGUCUGGACGAGUCCUCGUCCUCGUCCUCCAUCAGCCCUAGCGUGUGGAUCUGUGUUGGGCUGCUCGUGAGUGUGUCGGUUCUGGUGCUUCUGCUUUGGUUCAUCAUCUACAGACGCCACACCAGGACCUCACAGAGCACAGCAGGUGAAAAGGACUCUACGCCCCAAACCCCGACAACCACAGAACAGGACGAGGAGACCCUGUCAACUUGGCCGCAUGUCAAUGGCCAGACACAGGAAAUCCCAAUCAAAGAGGGAGCCUGUGGGCGGAGCCUGUGUAAUGGAUGGGCAGAGCAUGGGCUGCCACUUCCUGCCACAGAACUGGGAGACUCCGCCCUCGUCACCACUAAAACCGGACAAUCUGUGUAAGUCUGAAGAGUAAUGUGAACAGCAGAAUUAAUACAGAGGGUAAAUAAUCCAACAUACCAGUUGUACACUUGAUAUGGAUUCAGCUCGUAUUCAUAUUCACUUCAAACGAUAGACCUCAUGAAAUCAAAAAUCCAGUUCCUGUGGCUCUCAGUUCAUGACCAUGUCAGAGAACUUAACAUGGAAGGAGAUGCAGAAAACGAUUCACCAGCAGUGGCAUCCGUCAGUCCUCAGCAAAACAUUUUUUGCUUGUGUAUAUUUUGGGAGAUCUCCAGAACACAGAUGAGAGUCCUAUUUUGAACAUUAAUGUUUACUUGGCUUUGUGAUGAAUUGCUUAUGUUCCACUCGCUUUGGAUAAAAGUGUCUGCUAAUUGCAUGAAAACAGAUUUUUUUUUUUCACUGAUUGUUCAUUAAUGAGCCAAUUUGGUUAAUAAACCAUCUAAAUAAAA
Messenger RNA from Carassius carassius (crucian carp), 1393 nucleotides. RefSeq names its product tumor necrosis factor receptor superfamily member 13C-like. Gene Ontology annotation, biological process: positive regulation of T cell proliferation; positive regulation of B cell proliferation; T cell costimulation. Gene Ontology annotation, molecular function: signaling receptor activity. The transcript is spliced from 4 exons. NCBI's taxonomy places the organism in Eukaryota, Metazoa, Chordata, Actinopteri, Cypriniformes, Cyprinidae. Bases 447 to 947 code for a protein of 166 amino acids. Gene Ontology annotation, cellular component: external side of plasma membrane. The record is from RefSeq and is a predicted model, not a curated record.